Messenger RNA from Rotaria sordida, 1137 nucleotides. The record is from the annotation of a GenBank genome assembly. NCBI's taxonomy places the organism in Eukaryota, Metazoa, Rotifera, Eurotatoria, Philodinida, Philodinidae.
AUGCGUCAUCUAUGGAAUAUAAUAACAGACAAAUUUAAAGACACAGCAACUAAUAAAUUUCAUAUUGAUAUGCGUCAUUUUGAUAAAGAAGAAAUGAUUCUUUUUCCUGAGAUAGCAUAUCAAUCAUUAAAUAAUGAUAGUAUAUGGAAAAUAGUAACACAUGGUUGGCGAUAUGAAGGUAAUAGAAGAAAAAAUUGGAUUGGAAUUAGUACAAGUCUAUGGAUAGAACGAAUUGCUAAACAUAUGUUGAAUGAAAAUGAUAUAUUAUAUCUUAAUGGAUCAAUUAAUCGUGAUCGAUUGAAACCAUUUUUUGUUGAGGAUGAAUCAAAUGAACAGAUAAAAAUUAAAAUCAAUGACAAAAUAUUUCCAUUUCGAACAGAUAGAUACGGACAAUUUAAUGAAGAAAUUGAAAUAACAAAUGAUGAAAUACAAAAAUUAAAACAACAACAACAAAGAAAUGAUUUUAUAACAUAUGACGCUAUUGGUGAUAAUCAAGAUACAGCAAAAGGAAUUAUGCAACUUAUUGAACCACGUAAAGGUAUUUCUAUUAUUAGUGAUGUUGAUGAUACAAUUAAAAUAUCUGAAGUAUUGGAUAAAGUACGAUUAAUUGCAAAUACUUUCAUAUUUCCAUUCAAACCUGUACCAGGCAUGGCUGAAUUAUAUCAAAAAUGGCAUAUAAACAAUAAUAAUUGUACCUUUCAUUAUUUAUCAGGUAUGCCCGAUCAAUUAUAUACAUUAACCCAUGAAUUUAUUUAUAACAAUAAAUUUCCUGAUGGAUCAUUUCAUAUGAGACAUUUUGGUUGGGCAGCGUCAUCUAUUUUUGGUUUUCUUCAUUCAGAAUCAACAUUUAUUCAUAAAAUAACUUAUUUACGAUAUUUUCUUAUAAAUACAAUUCGUGAUUAUGUAUUAGUUGGUGAUAGUGGAGAAAGAGAUCCAGAAAUUUAUGCAACAAUUGCAAAAGAAUAUCCAGAACGUGUACGAGCUAUUUUUAUUCGAGCAAUUAAAGGUGAAACUUUUGAUGAUGAACGUUUUCUAAAUACUUUUAAAGAAAUACCACGAGAAAAAUGGCAAAUAUUCAAUGAUCCACAACAAGUACCUAUCGAUUUAUCACGGGCACCAAGAGCUGCAGCGGCUUAG